GACGCGCCAGCAUACAACUCGCGUGCGACUUCGUUCUCAAUUACUUUCUCCAUAAAGUUUCUCCGCGCACAGUUUUGUGAUUGUUCCUCGGCAAUAGCGACGCAAGGUAUCUUAUAAUUCUGCAACUCAACCAUGUGCAUCGAAGUGCACAUCAUGAAUUUAGUCGGCAAGACAGUAGACAAUAUUUCGAUGGGUCAAACAUAUUCUUCUAACAUAGAGGAAAGAAUAUUCAAUGGUCUCUUCUAUCAACACAAACAGAUACAAGCAUUUUCUUACAAAAAUAAAUUAAAAAUAAAGCAUUUCCUGGUAUUUAUUUUUCAUGUUUAUUACACGAAAAUUGAUUAGAUGCGGCAUACCAAAUAUCGAAGGAUCAAGAGUCAAAAUGAUGCGUGUAAAUUAAAAAUAUAGCAAAGUAACAAAAAUAUAGCAAAAUACAGCAAAGUAAACUAAGGGCGCUGAAAGAUCACGACUCGACCCUGCUUUUGUGUAUGAAAGAGCUAACAGGCGGUAUCCUUGCCGGCAUAAGAGUAAUGGCGAAAUAACAGCCACAGUUAAACACUUUUUGUCGAGUGAUCAGGAGGCAAGUGACUACGGCACGACAUUCAGGAUUGUCGCGCACAAAUCCAGCGGAGGAAAUACUCAAGUACGUGGUCUUUUUCGCAGAUGCUCGACUUUGGCGCACAUUUGAAUGUGUAUGUUGACGAAGAAGGAAACGCUGAACAACAUGAGGACCAGACAGAUUUUGAGCGUGUUUCAUCGCUUGUUCGAGCUGAUUGCGAGAGGAAUAUUUUUGUUUGUUGCUUAUGUGAGAGGACCGGCGAAAGUUCAGCCGCCGAUCAAAGAUUUGACUCUUCUGCACAGUGCAUCUACUUUGGCGUUAAAAAUUCGAACCAAACAAUUAACAUCAGAGGAUGUGGUAUCUUCUUACAUAGAAAGAAUAAAGGAGAUCCAACCGAUAGUCAACUGCGUAGUCCAAGACCGUUUUGAAGAGGCUCUCAAAGACGCGAAGAAAUGCGACGAAUUAUUGAAAUCUCAAGAUGCCCCGUCCGUUGAAUUUUUGGAAAAAGAGAAACCGUUGUUUGGAGUACCUUUCACGACGAAGGAUUGCAUCGCUGUCGCAAACAUGUGUCAAACGGCUGGUCUUGUCGUACGCAAAAACGUCAUCGUUGACAGAGAUGCAAAAGCGAUAGAAUUAAUGAGGUUAGCUGGAGCUAUACCUCUGGCAUUGACAAAUGUCUCAGAAUUGGCGAUGUGGUGGGAGAGCAGUAACUGCUUGUUCGGCACUACUAAGAACCCCUACAAUACCAGAUGUAUUGUGGGUGGUUCCUCGGGUGGUGAAGGUUGCAUACAAGCGGCAGCUGGAUCGCCGCUUGGAAUUGGCUCAGAUAUUGGCGGCUCUAUUCGUAUGCCAGCGUUCUUCAAUGGUAUAUUUGGCCACAAGCCAUCCAAAGGAGUGAUCUCCAACGACGGUCAAUAUCCUAGUGCACACAGCGACGAUCAAGAUCAAUUACUUGCUAUUGGACCAAUGUGUAGAUACGCGCAUGAUGUUACUUUGACUUUGAAAAUUCUCGUGGAUAAGAAAGCUGAUUUACUAAAUCUGGAUCAAAAAGUGGACAUUUCACGAAUCAAGAUCUAUUAUAUGGAGGAUGACGGUGGUCAACGACUGAUCUCACCCGUAGAUCCGGAAAUUAAAACUACCAUGAAACAAGUAUUAAAUUACUUUGAGAAAGCGCACAAUAUUAAAGCUACGAAAAUAAAUAUUAAAAAGUUGAGAAAGGGCUUAGCUCUUUGGUUGGCGAACAUGACGUGCAAGGACGAUAAAGACUUUUCGUACGAGCUGACCAAUAGGCAGGGUCAUCUUAACGUCUGGUUGGAAUUCGUCAAAUGGAUAUUCUUUAUGAGUAAUCAUACUCUGGUCGCUCUUCUCACUGCCAUGUUUGAGAAAUGUGGCAUGAAGUACGGAAGUGAGAAACACGUUAAGCUCAUACAAGAAAGCAAAGACCUUUUCCAGGAAUUUAAAGAUAUUCUCGGAGAAGAUGGAGUGUUCUUGUAUCCAACUCAUCCAACUGCAGCUCCAAUGCACCACGAACCGUUGAUUAAACCUUUUAACUUCUCUUAUACCGCAAUCAUUAAUGUGUUAGGCCUACCGGCUACGGCUUGUCCUUUAGGUUUAAACAAACAAGGGCUUCCCAUUGGCAUUCAAGUCGUAGGAGGACUUUAUCAAGAUCGCCUGACGCUCGCCGUUGCGGAAGAAUUGGAACGAGGUUUUGGUGGCUGGGUACCACCGUCAAUAGUAGCUUAACGAGAGUACCAUCAUAGACAAUAAUUCAAUGAAUGACGUUUGCAUCAAGCCUCAUCUUACCGAACCCUGCCAGCUUUCUCAUGUGAAAUAUACUAUUUAUAUCGAAGGUUUUUUGCAGACGCGGAUGCUCCCGAAGUAAAGUACAAACUUAUAUAUGGACACGCGUAAUAUGCAUUUAAUACGAAAUAUAAUUUCUUACAAUA
This is a messenger RNA of Odontomachus brunneus, 2505 nucleotides long. Its product is annotated as fatty-acid amide hydrolase 2-B. The transcript has 9 exons. The record is from RefSeq and is a predicted model, not a curated record. Lineage: Eukaryota; Metazoa; Arthropoda; Insecta; Hymenoptera; Formicidae. Bases 689 to 2302 code for a protein of 537 amino acids.